AAUUAAAAACUUUUCAAAACUAAAUUAGGAAGGAUAAUGCUUAUUAUUUAAAAAGAAGCAGGAGGGCCAAAUGGCUUUUUCUUUUUUUUUGGAUAGAAAACACUCUAGAUGAAAUUUAGAAUUCAGGAAUAAUAAAAAAGAAAGAAAUCCCAUAUUCUCAUUCUCUCACCAUCACAGCAAACCAGGAGAAAACAAAAACAAAACAAAGGACAGGCCAAAGAAAGGAAAAAAAGAACAAGAAACAAAAACAAAUGUUGAUGAGAAGCCUUCGCUUGCACUCCACUCACAAAACCAUCCUACUGCAUCUCAAGCUUACUUUACUCUUCUUUCUCUUCGUUUCUUUCAGUAGCCAUGGCAACCUUGUCAGAGCUCAUGUCUUUAUCUAUGCAGGAUGUUCUCAAGAAAAGUACCAACCGAGUUCUCCAUUUGAAGGAAACCUCAAUUCCCUUCUUGCAUCAGUUGUAAGCUCAUCUUCUCAAGCAUCUUAUGAUAGCUUUAUUAUUGGAAAUGGAACUUCAGCACCGGCUGAAGCUAGUGUAUUUGGUUUGUAUCAGUGCAGGGGUGAUUUGAAAACUAUAGAUUGUUCAAGGUGCAUACAAAGCACGGUUAAUCAGAUAGGUCUUGUCUGUCCAUACUCUUACGGUGCUGCUUUGCAACUAGAAGGCUGUUAUCUAAGAUAUGAGCAUAAUGAUUUCUUAGGGCAGCUUGAUACAAGUCUGAGAUACAAGAAGUGUAGUAAAAGUGUAAACAACGAUGUUGAGUUCUUUCGGCGAAGAGAUGAUGUUCUUGCUGACUUGCAAACAGGCAUAGGAUUCAAAGUCAGUAGUUCAGGUUUGGUUGAAGGUUAUGCUCAGUGUUUGGGGGAUUUAAACUCAGCUGAUUGCUCUUCCUGCCUCGCCAAUGUCGUCGGAAUGUUGAAGAAUUUAUGCGGAUCUGCUUCGGCUGCGGAUGUUUUCUUGGGGCAGUGUUAUGCUCGGUACUGGGCAUCCGGCUACUAUGAUAUAUCAGUAGAUUCCUCAAACGAGGAUCAAGUGGGAAAAACAGUGGCCAUUAUCGUUGGUGUAGUAGCAGGUCUUGCUGUCCUGAUUGUUCUUCUCUCAUUCUGCCGUAAAUCAAUGGGUUAAGAAGGUAGCGACAGAGUCAUUAUGCAAAUUAGGUCCCAAAUGCUUGUUUCAAUACUCUUUUGACAGAUUUGUACUCUGAUUUUUUCUUUAAAUCCAUUAAAAUAGACAGAGCUUUUGCACCAAUAGAAGUGGGUUUUAUCCUCUGUCACGAUAAAGUCACCACUAAUCUCUACCAACUUCGAUUUCAAA
Molecule: messenger RNA, 1313 nt
Organism: Ricinus communis (castor bean)
Lineage: Eukaryota; Viridiplantae; Streptophyta; Magnoliopsida; Malpighiales; Euphorbiaceae
Product: plasmodesmata-located protein 8
Exons: 3
Coding region: 252-1124 (290 amino acids)
Cellular component (GO): plasmodesma
Source: RefSeq, a predicted model, not a curated record